Molecule: messenger RNA, 1552 nt
Organism: Drosophila elegans
Lineage: Eukaryota; Metazoa; Arthropoda; Insecta; Diptera; Drosophilidae
Gene: Coq6
Product: ubiquinone biosynthesis monooxygenase COQ6, mitochondrial
Exons: 2
Coding region: 29-1450 (473 amino acids)
Biological process (GO): ubiquinone biosynthetic process
Cellular component (GO): mitochondrion
Molecular function (GO): 2-octaprenyl-6-methoxyphenol hydroxylase activity; FAD binding; oxidoreductase activity, acting on paired donors, with incorporation or reduction of molecular oxygen, NAD(P)H as one donor, and incorporation of one atom of oxygen
Source: RefSeq, a predicted model, not a curated record
UUUUUUGUUGCACCUCUACGCAAAGAAGAUGUUGGGCGUACUGCGGAUCCAAGGAGCGGGACAGGUGCGCCUCCUGUCCGCCCGCCUGCUGGCCAGCAAAUCCUCCACUGACAUGACCACAAACAGAUGCGAAUCAUCCAAAUCGCCGGCAGCGGAGCAUUUUGAUAUAAUCAUUGGCGGCGGAGGACUGGUGGGCACCACAUUGGCCGCCGCCCUGGCCAAGAAUUCCACGCUGGCGGACAAAAAGGUGCUGCUGCUGGAGGGAGCUCCGGAAUUCCGGGGAUUCGAUCCCACUGGACCGUACCAAAAUAGAGUAUCCGCCAUCAACAAGAACUCCAUUGAGCUGUUUAAGGCCAUAGACGCCUGGUCGCACAUCGAGGCCGCCCGGUACAAGCCCGUCAAGCAGAUGCAGGUGUGGGAGUCCAACACGGAUGCACUGAUCCAGUUCCAGCACGAUAACUUUGCCAGCGAUGUGGCCUGCAUCAUUGAGAACGAUCUGAUCCUGGAUGCGGUCUAUGCGAGGGUCAAGGAAGCUCCCAAUGUGGAGAUAUUGAACAAGGCCCGCAUCCAAUGCGUCCGCUUGCCCAAGGACUCUGGUGGCCAUCUCUCCGAGCUGCAGCUGCAGGAUGGACGCUCCUUUUCCUGCGAUCUGCUCAUAGGAGCCGAUGGCGCCAACUCUGUUGUGCGCAAGGAGAUGAACGUGGAUGUCUUCCAGCUGAACUACGAGAGGAUGGGCCUGGUGGCCACCUUGGAGCUGGGCGAAGAUGCCUGUGAUAACUCGGUGGCCUGGCAGCGCUUCCUGCCCAGCGGACCGGUGGCUCUGCUGCCGCUGACGGAUAGACUGAGCUCCCUGGUUUGGAGCACCACCAACGAGCAGGCCAAAAAGUUGCAAGCCCUGCCGCCGGCAGAGUUUGUGGAUGCCCUCAACGAAGCCUUCUGCAGGCAGUAUCCCCGCGUGGAUGUGGCCGACAAGGCUGUGCAGGCUCUCAACUCCCUGUUCGGUCACAAUGCUGGCCAGCAUCAAGUGCAGUAUCCGCCAAGGGUUUGUGGCGUCCAGGACAAGUCCCGUGCCACCUUUCCACUGGGCUUCCUGCAUGCCUCGUCGUAUGUCUGCCAUGGAGCAGCUCUGGUGGGCGACGCUGCCCAUCGGGUGCAUCCCCUGGCCGGCCAAGGAGUCAAUCUGGGCUUCAGCGAUGUGAGGUACCUGGUGGAGGCGUUGGCAGCCGGAGCCUAUGCUGGCUUCAAGCUGGGCGACAAACAGCAUCUCAUCAAGUACGAGCGCAAGUGUCUAACCAAGAAUGUGCCCAUCAUGCUGGGCGUCCAUGGACUGCACACCCUCUACUCCACGCAGUUCAGCCCGGUGGUUUUGCUCAGGAGUCUGGGACUGCAGCUCACGCAGAACUUGCCGCCCAUCAAAAACUUGUUCAUGCGGGGCGCAAUGGGUCAGUAGAUCAACGACAAUAAAUGUGGAUAUUAAAUCUUAAGUGUUUUAUAGUUAUUCAUCAUCACUUGUGAGUGAAAUAAAGUGAGAGUUCAUAGUGCUUACAACCUA